Salmo salar (Atlantic salmon) is the source of this 977-nucleotide messenger RNA. The record is from RefSeq and is a predicted model, not a curated record. Lineage: Eukaryota; Metazoa; Chordata; Actinopteri; Salmoniformes; Salmonidae.
AAAUAGAAUUGAGUGACGUACAUAUCGUGCGAUCGAGGAUCGAGCCGUGACGUCAAUAAGAAGCGACGGUGAGCAGGCCUACGAAAUCAAUACACACCAAAAAAAAAAUAUACUACGCGAGGGGGGGGAAAUAAGGUUUAUUGUUUUUCAUUUUGGUUAAAUAAUCCGUUUUGAUUAAACGCGAUGCCGAAAGUAAAGAGGAGCAGGAAACCACCUCCCGAUGGCUGGGAGUUGAUUGAACCGACUUUGGACGAAUUAGACCAAAAAAUGAGAGAAGCCGAGACGGAGCCUCACGAGGGAAAGCGGAAGGUGGAGUCCCUGUGGCCGAUAUUCAGACUGCAUCAUCAGAGGAGCAGAUAUAUCUUCGACUUGUUCUACAAGAGGAAGGCCAUCAGCAGAGAGCUGUAUGACUACUGUAUAAAGGAGAGUUAUGCUGAUAAGAAUCUGAUCGCUAAGUGGAAGAAACAGGGAUACGAGAACCUGUGCUGUCUUCGAUGCAUCCAGACACGGGACACCAACUUUGGGACCAACUGCAUCUGCAGAGUCCCCAAGAGCAAGCUGGAGGUGGGGAGGAUUAUAGAGUGUACCCACUGUGGUUGCCGAGGCUGCUCCGGCUGAAUCGUCAGGAUCGCCUGGCUCUUCUGCUGUGGAUCGUCUAGUCAGGUCUGGAUCGCCUGGCUGUUCUGCUGUGGAUCGUCUAGUCUGGCCUGGCUGUUUUGCUCUGGAUCGUCUAGUCUGGCCUGGCUGUUUUUCUCUGGAUCGUCUAGUCUGGCCUGGCUGUUUUGCUGUGGAUCGUCAGUUAUUUUCUACGGGACAUCAGGGCUCGUCUACUCCACCUGUGUGCUUCAUGACCCUGGAGCGUCUAAUCUCAAAUACACCCCUACUCUCUGGCCCCCUACUCUCUGGCCCCCUACUCUCUGGCCCCCUACUCUCUGGCCCCCUACUCUCUGGCCCCCUAGUCUCUGGCCCCCCUAGUC